AACUGUCGGAAUCGAACCUCAACAAUAGAAAAAACAUCGAAUUCAAUAAUCAUCAGGGAUUCAAGGAGUUCGUAGAAUGUCUGAAGCACGAAAUCCGAGUGGAGCUCAUCGAAAUCGUCACCACCAUCACUCGACCAAGCAGAAGAUAAAUGUCGGAGAUAAAGGUCGUGAAGUUCUAGAGAGCAUCGACGAGGCCAACCCAGUGAUCCAGCAAUUUCGAGGAUAUUCCUUGGAAUUGGACUCCAAACAUGAUCGUUACGAGAGAAUCGUAAAGAUCAACCGAGACAUCACCAUCGAAAGCAAGCGAAUAAUCUUCCUUUUGCAUACGAUUGACAAGGACUCGAAACGAGAGUCCAUCCUCACCGAGGCAAAGAGUCGAAUAUCGACCUUGAGGAAUUCAUUAUUCAAGGGAAUAGCCUGUGAGCUCGAGGGCCAAGACCCUUACCAAUUUUUGAGGGCAUAUCGAGGAGGACUGCAGGAGUUCAUCGAGGCUGUGACAUUUUACCACUACCUCUCAGACAAUUCCCUCCCUCACUGGGAGACAUUCGACCAAACAUUCCAGUACAGAAUCCCAGAGACAGGGGAGUCAACUCCAAAAGAUCCAGUCAGAACUGUGAGAACGCUUCUGCCCCCAACGGAGUACAUUCUUGGAAUUGCUGACCUCACUGGGGAGUUAAUGAGAAAAUGCAUCAAUAAUUUAGCCUCUGGGGAUAUUGCCAGCUGUUUUCAGACCUGCAACGUCGUCAGGGAGAUGUACAAGGGAUUUCUAGUGUGCUAUGGAAUCGCUGGCAAGGAGAUCAACCAAAAAGUCUACACGUUAAAACAGAGUUUAUGGAAAAUGGAGAACGUAUGUUACAUGAUUAGAGUCAGGGGCUCAGAGAUUCCUAAGCACAUGUUGGCAGAAGUGGCCAUCAGUGCUGCUGGAAAGUAUCCAACAGAAGAUGAUGAGGGAUAUCAAGGAUUCUAAGGAAGAUAAAUGGGUAAAUGGGGAAAAGCUACGAGUAAUUAUUGUCUAAAAAUCAUUCAUGUUUUGUAAAUGUGUGUAUACCAGGUACGAUUUUUACAAUACGAAGCUCUUUCUAUCAGAUUUAAAAA
Molecule: messenger RNA, 1095 nt
Organism: Fopius arisanus
Lineage: Eukaryota; Metazoa; Arthropoda; Insecta; Hymenoptera; Braconidae
Gene: Trax
Product: Translin associated factor X
Exons: 2
Coding region: 77-967 (296 amino acids)
Cellular component (GO): nucleus; cytoplasm
Molecular function (GO): RNA endonuclease activity; sequence-specific DNA binding; RNA binding
Source: RefSeq, a predicted model, not a curated record